Messenger RNA from Protopolystoma xenopodis, 871 nucleotides. The record is from the annotation of a GenBank genome assembly. Lineage: Eukaryota; Metazoa; Platyhelminthes; Monogenea; Polystomatidea; Polystomatidae.
GAAGCGGUCAAUGUCUCAUGCAUUAUUUGGUGAAGGCGAAUUUAGCGAAGAUGAGUUGUGUCUAUCUCCAGAUGAGGUACCUUGCCUUGACGUACUGCCAAAAGAAAAAGCCAGGAGCCUUGGAUAUUUAAAGAAUUGUGUUAUUGAACGCUUAAAAAAACAGUGUGGCAAAGCGUUAGGAGGAAAAUGGCUUAUAUCUGAAAACAUUUCUAUACAACAAAUUGGUAAGAAAUUUGGGAAACAAGACCUCGUAUCUUUUACACAUGCCGGUAUAUUGUGCUUUGACUCCGGCGAAGACCUUAACCAAAGUGAUACUGAUGAAGGAAUUCCGUCCAAAGUUCUUAUUAGAGUGUAUGGGGAAGUUCUUCGAAAUAAUUUGGAUUCACUUGUUUUGGAUUCUGUUAUAUUUGCUCUUCUGUCUGAAAAGCGCCUUGGCCCUCGUCUCUAUGGCGUAUUUCGGGGUGGUCGAAUUGAAGAAUAUAUUGCGUCGCGGCCCUUGCGAACGGAUGAGCUACGUAUCCCCUGCAUAUCAGCAGAGAUCGCUCGACACUUAGCUCGCUUGCAUCUUCUAAAUAUGCCACUCCCCAAGUCACCAGUUUUCCUCUUCAAAAUGCUUGCUCGAUUCCUCCGCCAACUGACCAAGGAUCGUUGUCACCGAGUCAGCCAGCGUGAAACUCAACCUUUUUCCUUAAUAGAACAGGCCUCUGCAGAGAAAGAUCAACAUGAACCUAACAUAACGGCUUCCUAUUCAUCACCACCAGCUACAGCGGUGCCGUCACCUCCGUUAACUUUGAUUUCACCAGCAUCCUGGGAUGCUGAUAAUUUCUCAAUGGGCUUGCUUUCUCUUCUCUCAGACGAUCACAUUGAACAG